Aspergillus aculeatinus CBS 121060 is the source of this 1489-nucleotide messenger RNA. Its product is annotated as 8-oxoguanine glycosylase OGG1. Bases 65 to 1447 code for a protein of 460 amino acids. The record is from RefSeq and is a predicted model, not a curated record. NCBI's taxonomy places the organism in Eukaryota, Fungi, Ascomycota, Eurotiomycetes, Eurotiales, Aspergillaceae. Gene Ontology annotation, molecular function: damaged DNA binding; 8-oxo-7,8-dihydroguanine DNA N-glycosylase activity. Gene Ontology annotation, biological process: base-excision repair, AP site formation; nucleotide-excision repair; base-excision repair. Gene Ontology annotation, cellular component: nucleus. The transcript is spliced from 3 exons.
CUUCAUUUCAAAAUACUUUUUGGCAACCUUGUAGGAUGCUUGACGAGGCCAAUUGUCUUUCAUCAUGACAGUAGGUGCUUUCUCCGAAUGGCGCAAGCUGCCCGUGAGUUUGAGUGAGCUGUGCAUCAAUACCACCUUACGCUGUGGACAAUCAUUCCGAUGGCACAAUGUCCCUGACAGCGACGAAUGGCGCUGCGUUCUACACGGCCGUCUGCUGUCCCUAAAGCAAGACCCCACCCACCUCUACUACCGAACCUACCUCCCUUCUCGCCCUCCAAAGACCAUCUCAACCUCCCCACCACCACCCAAAGCUGCCGCCGCCAUCCCCUCAAACCAACAAAAAGCCUCCUCUCCCCUCAAAACCGAACACAACAACCCUAUCCCUACGAACGGCAAUGAUGACGACCCCAUCCUCCCCCUCCUGACCGCCUACUUCAACCUCCCAGCCAACCUCACCACCCUGUACGAGGGGUGGUCCCAGCACGACGCGAACUUCCGCAAGAAGGCGCCGCAGUUCACGGGGAUCCGCAUCCUGCGGCAGGACGCGUGGGAGGCGCUCAUCGCCUUCAUCUGCAGCAGCAACAACAACAUCGCGCGCAUCUCGCAGAUGGUCGAGAAGCUCUGCCGACGCUACGGCGCCUUCGUGGCCACCGUCGACGGCCGCGCGUACCACGAUUUCCCCGGCCCAGAGGAAAUGAUGGUCGCUGGCGGCGAGGAUGUGGAGGCCACCCUGCGCGGGCUGGGGUUCGGGUACCGGGCCAAGUAUAUCUGUCAGACGGCGCGGAUUGUGGCGCUGGAGCGGGAGAAAGGGUGGUUGGAGGGUUUGCGGAAUCCUGAGUCGGUGGCGUUGGGACGUCCUGGUUCGCGGGGCGGUGAUGGUGAGGGUGACGCUGGGGAAUGGAAGGAGGAAGGAAGGGAGGGGUAUCGACUUGCUCAUGCCAAGUUGCUGGAGUUGCAAGGCGUGGGGCCUAAAGUCGCGGACUGUGUUUGUUUGAUGGGGUUGGGAUGGGGUGAGGCGGUGCCGGUUGAUACGCAUGUUUGGCAGAUUGCGCAGCGGGAUUAUAAGUUCGGGAAGGGGUCACAUAAGUCCCUUAACAAGGUGCUGUACGAUGCCGUGGGGAAUCAUUUCCGCAAGCUUUGGGGAAAGGAGGCGGGCUGGGCGCAAAGUGUGCUAUUCACGGCGAAUCUGAGGACUUUCUCGGAUCGCUUGGCGGCGACUUCCUCCAAGGUGGGGGUGAAGGUGGAGGUUAAAGAUGAGGAAGGAGAGGAUGACGGUGUUGAGGUCAAGACGGAGGUUACCACGGCCACGGCUAUCCCCUUGAAGAGGGCAGCAAGCGAAGAUGGCGUCAAAAUUAAGGCUGAGGACGAUGCGGACACGCAUGCUAUUCUCCAAGCCUCCCAGACUACGACCACGAGACGAAUGUCCAAGCGGCUCCGGAAACGAUGAGGUGAUGAACAUACCUUGUAUCAUAUUUCUUGUAUAUAUUUG